AUGGCACCACCGCGUCAGAGCAACGUCCGGCGUCGCGAAACGUCAACAGGCGACUUCCACGAGCUUGGAGUGAAGGGACGAAAGACUGGAAUUGAACUGCCCGACACCGGCGUACGUGACGAACAUGGCAUGCAACCCAUCGACGGAUUAUUCUCCUCGCCGGAGAAGGACAAUAGAUCGCCCGGCGACGACAUGACGCGCGGCGAGCAGGACAUGGAGCUGGAAUCGGAAUCCGGCCCUGGACCUGCCUCCAUCAUGAAGAACCACCCUCGCCUUGUACCCCGGGGAACUUCCCCACGCAAGACCAACCUCGGAUCGCCCGCGAUGCGGCACCCCAGCUUCGGGCCUUCGUCAUCGCCGACCCGGCUGUCGCCCAACCGAGGAUCGCCUCCUCGGUUGCCGCCCAACCGUGGUAGUUCGGUAUCUCGUCGUCUCGAUUACGGUGGUCCUGACAAGGGCGCCAGAGGCCCUAACGGAGUGAAUGGUCGCGCUCUCUCGACGGAGGACGAGGAAGACGAGGAUGCUGUGUCGCAAGCUCAGAACGGAUCGCCUGUGGAGAAUGGCGAUGAAGAGUCGAUGCAGAUGGUCGGCAUGGACGGGGAUGAUGAGCCAGAACCUGAGUCGGUGACAGGAGCGCCGGAUGCUGAAGAAGUUGACGUCGAGGAGUCGGUAGCAGAGGCACCGCAGCCUAUCAAACGCAGGGGUCGUCCGCGCAAGGCCCAGUCACCCGUGGAGGAAGAGGCUGAGGAGGCGCCUGCAGACUCCGGCCAUGAAUCGGAAGAGCAAGCACCCGUCAAAAGAAGAGGUCGCCCGGCCAAGGGCAAAGGCAAGGCCAAAGCAGACGAACCGGAAGAGGAGCCCGAGGCAGAGGCCAGCGCCUCUAGGCGCAGACGCUCACGGAAUUCUAACGCAGAUGAGGUCGAGCAGGAAGAAGCGGAGGGCCGCUCAUCGAAAAGACAACGCACAGAGCCCAAGAAGCCAACGACGGGAAAGCGCGGACGCCCCAAGGCCGAUCCCAGGAAGGAAGAGGGAGGCGAGUCCAAGGGCGCCGAAGCCGACCCGAAACCCAAGGGCAAGCCCGGUCGCAAACCGAAAGCCGCUCUUGGCGACGACUCGAUUCUCGGCGUCGUGCAAAAGGGGCCGCCCAUGCCCAAGGCACGCGGCCUGGUCUCGCAAAAACGACAGCAGGACCCUCACGCAGUCACUCAAACUAGAUCCGGCCGCCAGUCAUACCGUCCACUCGCCUUCUGGAAGAAUGAACACGUUACCUACGACGAGGACGAGGCAUUUGAGGACGGCAAGAAGGGUGGCAGGUUUCUGCUGCCGAGCGUCAAGGAAAUCAUCCGCGUUGAGGAGGAAGAGCGCGAGGCGCGGAAGAGCAAGAAAUCAAAGGGCCGCAAGGCCGCCGUCAAGGGCAGACGGCGCCACGCUGACUCCGACAACGAGGAGGAACCGCCCGAGCCGUGGGAGCAGGAUCCCGGCAGCAUCGAAGGUGAGAUCGUCGUCUGGCAGCCCGAGCACGAAUUCAACCCGCCCGCCAUCAACGAUCAGGUCGAGGUCGAUGAGGACCGGAUCGCUGUGGCGGCGGGGGCUAUCCAGACGCGCGACAUUAGAGAUGCGACGUUCCGUUUUGCCAAGACGCUCAGCUUGCCCUUCUUCGGCUCUGGCGUCGUCGACCUCCCGCCGGGGGCGGAGAAGCGGCCCAAAAACUCGCGCAAGAUGCAGAUGGUGUUUUUUGUAUUCCAAGGCAAAGUCCUGGUCACGGUUCAUGAGACCCAGUUCAGGAUCGGCGCCGGCGGAAUGUGGUUCGUGCCGAGGGGCAACUACUACAGCAUCGAGAACGACUAUGAGACGCCCGCGCGCAUCUUCUUUGCCCAGGGUUGUGAGAUUAGCAACGGCCUGUCGCAGGGAGCGGGCGGCUCCCAGGACACAACCAUCAUGGGUUGA
This is a messenger RNA of Colletotrichum graminicola M1.001, 1947 nucleotides long. RefSeq names its product cupin domain-containing protein. Gene Ontology annotation, cellular component: kinetochore. Gene Ontology annotation, biological process: kinetochore assembly; attachment of mitotic spindle microtubules to kinetochore; spindle attachment to meiosis I kinetochore. The transcript is spliced from 4 exons. The record is from RefSeq and is a predicted model, not a curated record. NCBI's taxonomy places the organism in Eukaryota, Fungi, Ascomycota, Sordariomycetes, Glomerellales, Glomerellaceae. Bases 1 to 1947 code for a protein of 648 amino acids. Gene Ontology annotation, molecular function: centromeric DNA binding.